UCCUUCAAUUCUCCUUCCCAUAGUAAACAACUCACACUCCUUAUCUCCUUCUAUCUCAACACUUUCAAUUAUAAAAGCAUUCUCUCAAACAGUUCCUUCACUCUUUUUUGCUUUCACCAAAAGUUUUGAUGCAGAUUCUCUAAACCAUUAAUUAGCCUUCAAAUUCCACUACUUCCCAUAUAUUAUCCUUACAUUUCUAGACUCAUUAACUUUCUUGAAAAAUGAAAGAUAUAUUCUGUGCAUCCCAAGCUGCAACAGCAAUAUGUCUUAGUAUGGAAGAAGCUUCUUCUUCUUCAGCUUCCUCUUCCACUAUCCAACUCGGCGGCGGCAGCAUUUCCAGUAGCCGCGCUAUUGACCGGUACAACCCCAUAAUCAGGGAUUCGCGACGAACGGGUCCUAAAUCCGUCUCUGCUCCUUGCUCAGCUCACUCACCAAUUUCACCAAAACCUCAGAACAAGAACCGAAAAUCAUCCUCGAAACCGGCUAAAGAAACCAAGAGAAAGGGUUCAAGAAAGCCAUUGAUAAGUAAGGAUGAUGAGAAAAGGAAGAGCAGUGCUGAGGGAAAUGAGAAUAUUAGUAUUAAGACUACAACUAGUAGUAGCUGGAGGUGUACAAAACCUGGUGAAUUUAUAACACCACCUGGUUCUUCUAGGUAUCUUUUGGGUGAGAAAAGUAAUUUGUUGGAUGCUUUAUCAGAUUUUGACCCUGUUCUCAAGUUGGUUCCUAGUAAUUCUGUGGAAGCUGUGAAAACAGAAACAGAUGAAUCUUGUCCUACAAAACCACCACCAUCUUCUGCAUCUGCUAAUCAGGUGGUUGUUCUUAGAGUUUCACUGCACUGUAAAGGAUGUGAAAGGAAGAUGAGGAAACAUAUAUCCAGAAUGCAAGGCGUGACAUCUUUCAACAUAGAUUUUGCUGCGAAGAAGGUAACGGUUAUCGGGGAUGUGACACCAUUAGGGGUUCUUGCAAGCAUUUCAAAGGUGAAGAAUGCACAGCUUAUGACACCAACACUGGCUUCUUCAGUCCCUUCUUCAGCCAAAGUUAAUUUGAGUAAUUCUGAGUUCAUGAAAGAGGUCAAGCAGCAGUUGGUACUGUCUCAUGACAAAAUAGAUAAUAAUGUUCCUCCAAGUCCAACAACUAUUCACCUUAUGUAAAUUUUUGAAAGGUUAUGUGCUUUCGAUAAAGGAAAUUAUAGCCUGGGAUCUUUUUUUUUUAAAUCAUCUUUCUGAUGGAUUUUACAUUGUGGUGCUGGUGAACUUUUUGAUUUUCAUGGAAUUUUUUUUGCUGCCUAC
Messenger RNA from Nicotiana attenuata, 1289 nucleotides. RefSeq names its product protein SODIUM POTASSIUM ROOT DEFECTIVE 2-like. The transcript has 4 exons. The record is from RefSeq and is a predicted model, not a curated record. Gene Ontology annotation, molecular function: metal ion binding. Bases 222 to 1151 code for a protein of 309 amino acids. NCBI's taxonomy places the organism in Eukaryota, Viridiplantae, Streptophyta, Magnoliopsida, Solanales, Solanaceae.